CUCUUGAAGGAUUAGAAGAAAGAUGCUCAGCGCACGUAUCAGAAACAAGAAAAUGCAAGAGUCUGACCCUGGCGAGUGUGCACAGAGCUAAACAAAGGAUGGAGUAGGAUUCAAACCCCAGCGCUUUCAGUCCCGUGUCUGACCCUAACUGCACUCCUAUUUGGACAAAAUUAAAUGCAGCCAAGGCCUGUAAAAGCAUCUAGCACAGCGCCGGAUAACUAACAAGCAGGGCAGCACCAUCCCCACCAGCCACUUUCAGCCAGGAAUCUAGAACCUUGACCACAGGGGCCUUCACUGGAACUACAACUCCCAGAUUGCAUCAGGCAGAGGAGCUGGCCAAUCACCAAGCCAAGCCUCACUUUUACCGCCAGCUUGCCCCACCCCGCAGCCAGAGCUUCUGUGACUUUUGGCCUGGCAGGUUGUACCCACCUGGUGGGUUGCCGGAAGUGGGCCAGCCUCAGUUGUUCCGGGUGGGUAAAGGUUGUUGAAAUUCCAGGCGGCCUCAGUGGCCAUCUUUAGCCCGGAACUAGUGGGCGUCGAGGACCGGACCGGAACUCAUCAAUGGAGGCGGAUGCGUCCGGCACAGCUGUUGCUGGGCAGAGUGGCUCCGAAGUGCAGGAGAGAAACAGGAUCAGUCCCUGUGGCUCAGGAAAAGGUGGAGGCAAGGAAAUAAAGAUGUUGACGAAUGAUGUGGCUGGCCAUAAGCUAAAUGUGGAAGCCAUAAUCAAAAAUAUUGAUACGAUUUCUUUGGAGUUGAAGAAGAUGAAAGAGCUCUCCCAGCUGCUGCUUUGUGACCUCACUCUGCAUUUCACCCAUCCUGGGAAGACAGACCACUUCAGGGAAGCAGUAGGAAACAGCAGCCCCUUCGCAGCGUUUAAAAUACAAGAUGUAGCCCUUGCUUCUAACAGUGUUUCCCCCUAAUUUCUUAUUCUCUGUCUGUUGUGAGUUUGUAACUGUGUUGUUGAAUUAACAGAUAUCUGGGAGAACUGAGUUUACUAAUGUAUUUAAUAUAAUGUAAGUGUUGUUGAGUUGUAAAUAAUCAUUUCAUGUUCCUGAA
This is a messenger RNA of Phyllostomus hastatus (greater spear-nosed bat), 1057 nucleotides long. RefSeq names its product chromosome unknown C5orf58 homolog (gene CUNH5orf58). The coding region runs from base 562 to 921 and encodes 119 amino acids. NCBI's taxonomy places the organism in Eukaryota, Metazoa, Chordata, Mammalia, Chiroptera, Phyllostomidae. The transcript has 5 exons. The record is from RefSeq and is a predicted model, not a curated record.